This is a messenger RNA of Beta vulgaris subsp. vulgaris (sugar beet), 1578 nucleotides long. Its product is annotated as magnesium transporter MRS2-I. The transcript is spliced from 11 exons. Lineage: Eukaryota; Viridiplantae; Streptophyta; Magnoliopsida; Caryophyllales; Amaranthaceae. Gene Ontology annotation, molecular function: magnesium ion transmembrane transporter activity. Gene Ontology annotation, cellular component: membrane. Gene Ontology annotation, biological process: magnesium ion transport; transmembrane transport. The coding region runs from base 285 to 1388 and encodes 367 amino acids. The record is from RefSeq and is a predicted model, not a curated record.
CUAAACGCCAUGCAAAUCUUGAUGAUGACUACCCAAUUUCGCACUCACAAUUUUCGAAUUACACAGUGCCAUAAACCCACCUUUCUUUUUCUAUCCUCUCUGUUUUUUUCUCUAUUCAUUUUCUUACACAUUACCUUAUAUCAAUACAUCUUCCCAAAAUUCAUUCAAACUCUUGUAUAUUACACAAACCCACUACCAAAAUUCAGUUAAAUUCUGAAAAUAUUACCUCAAACUAUGAAAUUCUUCACUACCCAAAUCAUAAAUUGAAUGAAUAGAAGAAAAACAUGGCCUUAAAAAACAUUAGUUUGGUUUCUAGCAGUUGGGUUUUGUUCAAUUGUGAUGGAGAAAGCAAAGUUUUAGACUUGGAUAAGUAUUCUAUUCUUAGAAGAUUAAGAAUUCAUGCUAGAGAUUUGAGGAUUUUAGAUCCUCUUUUGUCAUACCCUUCAAUUAUUUUGGGUAGAGAAAGAGCUAUUAUUGUUAAUUUGGAGCAUAUAAAAGCUAUCAUCACAGCAGAAGAGGUAUGGCUUAGGGAUCCAUUUGAUGAAAAUGUGAUUCCAGUGGUUGAGGAGCUGCAAAGAAGGUUGGUUACUUCAGGUGCUCUUUUGGAAGGGUUUGGAGAGGAGGAUGAGCAAGCUGCUGAUUUCCCAUUCGAGUUCCGGGCAUUGGAAGUAAUGCUAGAAGCAAUUUGUAGCUACCUUGAUGCUCGUACCACGGAGUUGGAAACGGAUGCCUAUCCAGCUUUAGAUGAGCUUACUUCUAAAAUUAGCAGCCGUAAUUUGGAUAGAGUACGUAAAUUGAAGAGCGCGAUGACAAGGCUGACAAAUCGGGUUCAAAAGGUCAGGGAUGAAAUUGAACAGCUCCUAGAUGACGAUGAAGAUAUGGGAGAUCUUUACCUGUCAAGAAAAUUAUCGCGUAAUAAUUCACCUGUCAGCAUCUCUUGGGCCCUAAAUUGGGGUCCUACCUCACCUGCUUUCCGAUCAAAGGUAUCCAGAACAAGUCGAGCGAGUGGAAUAUCGAAUCAUGAGGAGAGCGACGUGGAGGAACUUGAAAUGCUGCUUGAGGCUUAUUUUAUGCAAAUUGAUAGCACAAUGAACAAACUAACAACUCUUCGUGAAUAUAUUGAUGAUACAGAGGACUACAUAAACAUUCAGCUGGACAAUCACAGAAACCAGCUGAUUCAGCUAGAGCUUUUCCUUAGCUCUGGAACUCUUUGCUUGUCUGUGUAUUCCUUGGUAGCUGCGGUAUUUGGCAUGAACAUCCCAUACACAUGGAGGGAUAACCAUGAAUAUUUAUUUAAAUGGGUGGUCAUCCUCGCGGGAAUGGCAAGUGGAUCCGUGUUCAUAUGGAUAAUGACUUAUGCUGGUCAUAAAGGUCUGAUUGGGAUUUAAAUGAUGAAAGUGAAAAAAGGCGCAGAGAACAGUCAUGGGGUGUCUAUGGAACAAUAAGAUGUGUAUUUUUAAGGUUGAAGGACCAGUUUUAUUUAUUAGCUGUAGAGAUAUGUCCAGAGCAUCUUCAUGCAGUUGAAAAGUUAUGUGUUACUGUAUCUUGAUAGUGAUAUCUGAUUCUUUUCUCAUUACA